This is a messenger RNA of Mytilus californianus (California mussel), 5535 nucleotides long. RefSeq names its product DNA ligase 3-like. Gene Ontology annotation, biological process: mitochondrial DNA repair; DNA biosynthetic process; DNA recombination. Gene Ontology annotation, cellular component: DNA ligase III-XRCC1 complex. Gene Ontology annotation, molecular function: DNA ligase (ATP) activity; ATP binding; zinc ion binding. The record is from RefSeq and is a predicted model, not a curated record. NCBI's taxonomy places the organism in Eukaryota, Metazoa, Mollusca, Bivalvia, Mytilida, Mytilidae. The transcript is spliced from 22 exons. The coding region runs from base 301 to 3186 and encodes 961 amino acids.
AAAUUUGUCUGUUUACAUUGUUUUGAAAAAUCGCAAACCUCUGCAAAAUUGUUUGGUGUUGUGUUGAAGCUUCUAAUUUAUAUGUGUUCCAAUGUUCUGAUUGACUCUAGAUAGAAUGUAUGAAGUUAAAUGCCCCUUCUGCAGUUAUGACACUACUUUGAGUGGGAACCCAUGCCUACCAAAUUUCUAGGUUGUUAACUUGUCUUUUACCAGUAAAUAAAGGAUCCCAGAUUUUAUUAGACAACCAUACAAUAACCACAUUGGAACAUCUGUAUACCUUGUGCUAACACGUCUGUGAAGAUGGCUGAUAAUAAGUAUAUUGUUGGGUAUGCCAAACUAGGAACAUCAAGUUGUAAGAAAUGUAAAACUAAGAUUGAAAAAGGUGCCCUGAGAAUAGGCAAAGUUACAACUAAUCCAUUCUCUGAUGAAGGGGGUGAUAUGAAACAAUGGUAUCAUCCAGAUUGUAUGUUUGAAACUUUCAAACGAGCAAGAGCAACAACAAAGAAGAUCGAAGAAGGAGAGGAUAUGGAUGGGUUUGGAGAUCUUCAACAAGAAGAUAAAGAUCGUCUUAAUAAAAUGAUUGAUGAUUCCCAAGCCAACUCAAAGUCUCCUGCAAAAACUCCAAAAAGGACACCAAAAGCCACUGCACAAGCAAAGCUGCCAUUUUCACCUUCAAAAUCCCCACCAAAGUCUUCACCAACGAAAUCAGCAGCUUCUCCAAAGGCAGGACCAUCAACUGCUGAUAGUGACGAAGAAGCAAGUACCAGUAAGAAAGGUGAUUCUGGUGAUAACUUUAGGAACUACAGGAAAUUGUGUGCAGAUAUUGCAGCCGAGAGUAGCUACCUGUUAAAAACACAGAAAGUAUCCAAGUUCUUAAAAAACGGGCCAAAUGGAGAUGGGUUUAAAGGUGAUGCCUUCCUGUGGUUGAAGUUAUUGUUACCUGGAUUUGUGAAGCGGGUUUAUAACGUGAAGAGUAAGCAGUUAGUUAAAUUAUUUAGUCAGAUUUUUAAUACUUCUCAAGAAGAAAUGGUUGAAGAUCUUAAUCAGGGAGAUGUAGCAGAAACAGUGAGAAUUUUCUUUGAACAAAGUGAUACAGUACAGCCACAAAAGAAAAGUACUCUUUUAUUAAAGGAGGUUGACCAGUAUUUGGAGGAUCUUUCCAAUGUCACAAAAGAAGAUGACCAGUUAAGAGUUUUGAAGAAAGUUGCAAAAAGAUGUUCAUCCAAUGAUUUAAAGAUGUUUGUGAGGUUGAUUAAACAUGACUUGAGAAUAAAUGCAGGAGCAAAACAUAUUUUAGAUGGAUUAGAUGAAAAUGCUUAUGCUGCUUUCCAAGCUUCUAGGGAUCUGAAGGAUGUUGUAGAGAGAGUAAUGGAAGGAAGAGAGGGCUCCAAACCAGGAAUGAGUAAAAAACUCAGUGUACGAGCAUCACUUAUGACUCCUGUACUACCAAUGUUGGCAGAAGCUUGUAGAUCUGUGGAGUAUGCCAUGAAAAAAUGUCCAAAUGGAAUGUAUGCUGAGAUAAAGUAUGAUGGAGAACGAGUUCAACUGCAUAAAAAGGGAGAUAAAUUCUCCUAUUUCAGUAGAAGCUUGAAACCAGUACAGCCUCACAAGGUGCAGCAUUUUUCUGAGUACAUUCCAAAAGCAUUUCCAUCAGGAGAUGACCUCAUUCUGGAUGCUGAAGUUUUAUUGGUGGAUACAAAAACCAGCAAGCCUCUACCUUUUGGUUCUUUAGGAGUGCAUAAGAAAGCUAAGUUCCAGGAUGCACAAGUGUGUUUGUUUAUAUUUGAUUGUCUGCAUUUAAAUGGGGAAAAUAUAAUGCAAAAACCGAUCAAAGAAAGGCGUAAAGUUCUACAUGAUGAAAUGAAGGAGAUUAAAAACAGAAUUAUGUUUUCAGAGAUGAAAUUAAUUAAAGACCCAGAAGACUUGCAGGAUAUGAUGAAUGAUGUAUUUAGACAAGGAUUGGAAGGACUGGUGUUAAAAGAUUUAAAAAGUGUAUAUGCCCCUGGAAAGAGGCAUUGGUUGAAAGUGAAGAAAGAUUAUUUACAAGAAGGCACAAUGGCUGACUCGGCAGAUUUAAUUGUUCUUGGAGCUUAUUAUGGUACAGGGAACAAAGGUGGCAUUAUGUCCAUAUUUCUACUUGGAGCAUAUGACCCCCAUACUAAGAAAUUCUGCACAGUAACAAAAUGCCACAGUGGUUUUGAUGACAAGACGUUAGAAGAAUUGCAGAAGGAACUUGAUGUUGUCAAAAUCAGCAAAGAUGCUUUAAAAGUCCCAAAUUGGUUGAAUGUGAACAAGACCUUAAUCCCAGACUUUGUGGUCAAAGAUCCCAAAAAGUCACCAAUCUGGGAAAUCAUGGGAGCAGAGUUUAGUCAGUCUUCUGCCCAUACAGCUGACGGGAUAUCAAUAAGAUUCCCAAGAAUCGCUAAAGUCAGAGAUGAUAAAACUUGGGAGAAUGCUACUGAUGUUCCAAGGUUAAAGAUUUUGUUUAAAAAGUCCAAAGAGACAUCAGACAUGUUUCCUCCAAAGAAAGGGAAAUCCCCUGCAGCCACACCAAAAAAGACGAAAAUUGGAGAUGAUGAUGAUGAUAGCGGUAGUUCAACUGAGGAUGAUGGGAAUAAUAACAGCAAUGAGACCCCUCCAGCCACACCCACUAAAGGGAAAUUCCUUGCAGCCACACCCACUAAAGGGAAAUUAAUCAUGAAACAAGAUAUCUCAGAUGAUAAUGUGAUAAUAACACCCCAAAAGGCCUCUCCCACUAAAGGGAAAUCACCUAUUAAACGUCAAGCCUCAGAUGUUGAUGAUGAGAGAGAACAUAAACCAUCAUCAGCUAAGAAGAGCAAGGUGAAUGCAUUAUGUAACUAUGGUGAUUACUGUUACCAAAAGAAUCCAGACCAUUUAGAGAAGUUUUAUCAUCCUAAAAAGAGUUUACCUGACGUUUUUAAUGGAGCAAAGAUUUGUAUCCCAGAGAAGAUCAAAGAUUACAGAAUAUUAAAGAGAUUUGUUAUUGGAUUUGAUGGUGAUGUAGUACCAGAGUACAGUGCUGAAAAAGCCAGUCACAUCAUAGUAGAAUCAGGAAAAACUGCUCCAAGCACAAAGGGCAAAGGAGUAUGUGUAACAGUGGACUGGCUGAUUAAUAGUAUCAAGAAAAAGUCAAUACAACCUACAAAGACUUAUCUUGUCACAUGAUUCUGUACAAAACCUGUCAAAAUCACAUGAUUUUUAAAACUUUGGUCACAUGAUUAGAGGAUGUUGAUUUUUUUGACUGAAUGAAAUUUUAUCUGAAUGUUUUGAAUGAGUGAGAUUUCAGUUUAUAGAGUAUCAUCUUUUUCCUUGACUUAAGAUUUCCAGAUCAUAAUUGACCACAUAAUUAUUUAAUUUUAUGUCAUACUAUAUGCUCAUUUUAACAUGUGUAAGCUUUAUAUAUGUCAAUAUCUAUAUAUCCAGCAUUUGAAAGGUGUGAAAUUUGCCAAAUAUAAUGCCAACCCAUGUUAAAAUGUGCAUAGAGCAUGACAUGAGAGACUUUUUGAUUCAAUAGGAAAAUUUAGAACUUUUUGGAGUGCAAAGCAGACCUAUAAGACAUGUUCAAAGAAAGGCAUUUUGAUUGAUUAUUAAUGCAAAAACUGUGCAAAAAACAAAAUGUUUCACUAUUGAAAGUUUACAACUUACUAUUUUCCCUCCUAGGGAAUUUUUCAUUUGUCUAAAAUAUAGUCAAAACCACUUAAGGUAUGAUUAUUUUAAAUUUGUGAACAAGGCUUAAAUAUUUAUUUUGCCAUUUAGUAACUAAACAUGGGAAUAUUCAAGCAGCUUUAUUUUGCUUAUUGUUUGGUGAAAUCAAGCCAUUAAUUGCUGUCCUCUAUUUGCACAAUUACUAAUAGGUGUUCAACGAUUGACUUGAAAGCUUGUAGCAAGAUCAAGCCGUCCACUUAAUCUGCAGUAUUUCCAAUCCUGCAUCACCUACUAGUGUGUAAAGUACUUACCUCAUUAAAGAUAUGGUUGUGUGAAUAAUCUUGUGUAUAUUUAUUGUAUACAUCAUAGUUAAGUGUUAUCAGGGUUAAAUUUCAGGUUGUCAUUUACAUGACUUGAUACUUUUUUUGUAGUUACAGAAAACCAUUAUGUGUAAACCAUUUUCCUUGAAAAGGGCCAGGUCAAUUAGAAUUUUAUCAGUAGUUCUUUGUUAUAUUGUUAUGUAUUGAAAUCAAUGCUGUCAAGAGAACACUGCAAUUGCUUAGAUUUCACAUAUAGGUUUGCCUGAGUAAUUUUGGAUUCAACCAUAAAUAUUUAAAUUACUCUUGACCUAAUUGAAAGAGAAUUGCCCACUUUCAUGAAAAUGUAAACAUGUAAAUGGAUUUUUUCGCAAUUUCCACAAUCAAUUUGAAUAAUAUUUAACAUACAUGUAUAUAUCCUGCUUGGACAAACGUUUAUUUAAAAACCUGAAUAAAGUCUCUAUGGUCGGGUUGUUGUCUCUUUGACACAUUCCCCAUUUCCAUUCUCAAUUUUAUAUUUAUAUUUGAAUAAAGAGAAAAGAGAUAUCGCAAUAGAGGAAGGCUUACUCUGUGCAAUUAUUUUUGGUUAAAGUGCAUUAGAACACUUCCACAAAAAUGUAUGUUGUUUAUUUUAUGUAAAGAACUUAUUUUCCAAAGUUUACUCAUUGUUAUAGCUUUAUGCUAUUCUGUACUUAUUUUUAGAAAUUUUACAUAGGGGUUUAUAGCUAUAUUUAUAUUUUUGAAAUUCAAGAUUUUAUUUUAUGUAACAGAUUCUAUUAAUUUAGAACCUAAAGUGAUAUUGUGUAUUAAUGAGAAUAUUUUACCGACUGACUUACUGUAAGUAAUAAUUUCUAUUAUACUGGUAAUAUUAUUUUAUGCUAGUAAUAUUGAUAAACAUGCACAGGAGUUACAUUGGAUAACUGUACAUUAAUGUCAGUUGUAAGAAGUUCACAUUUAUAAAUUUACAAGUUAGAUUCUGAGUUUGCAGGUUAGUUGCGAUAUUUUUAGCUGCUGAAUUUUGAUGACUUAAUACAUAAACAUAUUUUUUUUGCAUAAAUACUCUUUAGUAUCAAACGGGCAUUUUACAAGGUGAAAGAAUUUAUACUGCUUGAUCAGUUUAACAUUUGAAUUUAUAGAUUCUUUUGAUUGCUGGGAUUGGUUAAAGUUUUCAUGUACAGACAUUUCGAAUGAAUAAGUUAACUCAUACAGAUUGUAUAAGUACCUUAGUUUUUUUAAUGCCAUUGAGUUGCUGUCCCCUUGGCAUAUAAUCCUGUCUAUUCAUCCUCAUUUUAAGAAAUCCAGUUUAACGAUUUAUUGAACACCACCAUGCAAUACAUUCCAUUUUAAUCAGGAUUCAUUGCAAUAUUUCAAAAUUGUUGCCUUAUUGCUGUAUAUUUUGAUCUUCAUAAAUUAUUUCAUACAAAUUUAAUUAGCUUAUUUCAAUCAUCUAUUACAUGUUUUAAUGUCUUAAGUUUUUUUUUUCUUCAUUUCAAAUUGUUUUGUUAUUUGUAAUUGUAUGUUAGAGGCAGCAAGAAUAAACUUUCUUUUUCUA